Protobothrops mucrosquamatus (brown spotted pit viper) is the source of this 1263-nucleotide messenger RNA. It is a transcript of the gene PYGO1, whose product is annotated as pygopus family PHD finger 1. NCBI's taxonomy places the organism in Eukaryota, Metazoa, Chordata, Lepidosauria, Squamata, Viperidae. The record is from RefSeq and is a predicted model, not a curated record. Bases 1 to 1263 code for a protein of 420 amino acids. The transcript is spliced from 3 exons.
AUGUCCGCGGAACACAAGAAGGAGCCCGGCGUGGCGCUCAAGAGGCCUCGAGGGGUGGACGGCGGCGUGGAGGGCUUGGCGGGCGCCGGGCUGCAGCUGGGCAGCCCCGACAAGAAGAAGCGCAAGGGCGGCGCGCAGGGCACCCCCUUCCCUGCGCCUCCCUCCGAGUACGCCCCACCGCCCAACCCGAGCGCCGAGCACUUGAUCGCUGCCAACCCCUUCGACGACAGCUACGCCGCCGCCGCCUACAAGCCCGCGAGUGGCCCCUACUUCGCCGGCCCCGCGUAUUCCGGCUUCGGGGGCUACAACGCCUUUAGGAUGCCGCCUCAUCUGCUGCCCAGACUGGCGUCCCCGUACGGGGCGCCCGCCUUCCCCCUCCGCCACCGGCCGCCCCCCUUCGGCCAGAGCCCGGCAGGAGCGGCCUUCUGCAGGGCUCCAGCCGUGACCUUCGGGUCGCCCGAGAACGCGGCAGGCUUCGGCCACCAGCCCUCCUACAGCGCCAGCCAAACCCUGCCUGGGCCCGGCCUGCCCUUCCGGCCCAACCCCGGUGAAAACUUUGGCCACAUACCCUCGCAGAACGCAGGCCCUAUGCCUCCGUCUGCUGGGCAUUUGGGGCCAGGCCCCAACCCUGCCUUUGGCAGCUCCCUGACGGAGCCCAACCACUCUUACGCUCCGGGGCUGAACAGCUACAAUCAGGCAAAAGCUUUCCCAAAACUGGGGGUCAGCAAGCAUCAGCCUCCGCCCCAGCAGCACCACCCCACCUCGCAGGGAGCAGAGGGUCUGCUGAGCUCAGGAACCACAGAUGUAAAGGCCAGCCGGCACCAGCACAUCCCAGUGGGCACCCCAGAGAGGGUCCUGCCGAAGCACAUGGAAAAUCUGAACAGUGCCCAUGUGAAUGGGACCCCCGCUAAACCCUGCCUGCCCCAUGGAGGUCCUGAGGGAAGCAGCUCAGAGAAGGAUGGUGGGGGCAGCAAAAUCCCGCUCCACCCCCUCCAGCACGACCACCUGCUCUCUGAGCCAGUUUACCCAUGUGGGAUUUGUACCCACGAGGUGAAUGAUGAUCAGGAUGCCAUCCUCUGUGAAGCCUCCUGUCAGAAAUGGUUCCAUCGGAUCUGUACAGGCAUGACGGAGUCGGCAUAUGGUCUGCUGACCACAGAGGCUUCGGCAGUCUGGGGCUGCGAUACUUGCAUGGCAGACAAGGACAUUCAACUGAUACGCACCAGGGAGAUGGUGGGACCAUCGGCCCUGAACACCGACGUCUGA